This is a messenger RNA of Hemiscyllium ocellatum (epaulette shark), 1400 nucleotides long. It is a transcript of the gene ctxn2, whose product is annotated as cortexin 2. The record is from RefSeq and is a predicted model, not a curated record. The transcript is spliced from 3 exons. The coding region runs from base 233 to 478 and encodes 81 amino acids. Lineage: Eukaryota; Metazoa; Chordata; Chondrichthyes; Orectolobiformes; Hemiscylliidae.
ACUAGGAAGACAUACUUCAAGGAGAGGGGGGGGGGAGAGGUACCCACCGACAAAGUCACAGACCGCGCUGGGGACAGUCCAUGGAGAGAGAAAUCAAUACAUUCAAGGUGUUGUGCCUGAUCUGCUGAGCGUUUCUAGAAUCUUAUCUCUUCGUUCUGGACCUCCACCAUAUGCAGAUUUAACGAAGAUGAUGCUAAUUUUUAGAAGACCUUAAGGACACAAUCCUGUGACAAUGAACAAUAAUCACUAUAACAGCUCCCUGGCUGGUGGUGUAGGCAACACCAUCCACUCCUACCCACUCACCCUGGAGCAGAAAACUGCAUUUGCUUUUGUCGGCAUGUUAUUCAUUUUCCUGGGACUUCUCAUUGUGCGAUGUUUCCGCAUCCUCCUGGACCCUUACAGCAGUAUGCCAUCCUCAACCUGGGCAGAUGGGAUGGAUGGACUAGAGAAGGGCACCUUCGAGUAUGCCUUGGCAUGAAGUCAGCAUGUCUUGGAUUCUGGACCAAGUCUCCAUGUUGGGCUAUAAGUGCAGAGAUCUCCAAUGGUGGCACUGAAGGACCAGUGGAAUGAGGUUGGCACCAUCAAACAGUGGGCGUGCCAAGGAUUUGUCAUCCCUGCUUGGUUGAAGGGACAUGAUCUAAUGCAGAUUUAAUUAGUAAUUAUACGCACUGUAGUGUUCAAAUAUGUCACAACAAAAGUCUUUCUUUUGGGUUUCAUAGUUGGUUGCAGACUUUUGAUUUGGUCCAGGAGAGAUAUUUAUGCUAACUCAUUGUAAGCUAUGAAGUUUUAUAAAUGAGGACAUUGGGAGUGUAUUAACAUAUGAAGUUUGCAUUAUAGAUCAGCUAGAUUCUAAAGUCGGAGUAAUAUUACCAGGACGGGUGGUAAUGACCAUAGCAAAUUACCGUACAUACUCAAGUAAUAGAUGACCUCAUGUAAAAGUCGACCCUAGUUCUUCACAGAUGACAGAUGAAUGUUUAUGAGUCAGUGUGCUGGUCGUCACAUCCCGUUGCAGCUUUCCAGUCGGCCGGUUAUUCCUCUCCAUUCCUGGUCCUCCAGUCUGCUGGCUAUUGUGUUCCACUUCGAGUUUUCAGAAUUGCCACAAUUCUUUUUUUAUAUUCGUUUAGAGAUGAGUUGAGCUUCUGCUAAUGAUAACGUUACGAAUUUUGAUAGGCAUGAAUGUCAGCCCUUCAAAAAUAGUAUCCAUGUAAUAGUCGACCCCAUAAAUUUAACCUUAAAACAUGAUCAAAAAACUUUGACUAUUACUAUAUAUGGCAUAUUGUGCGAAUUAAGUUAGGGGUCCAGGUAAUUGUGGGUUAGACACAGCCAGCUGUAGUUCAGCAUAUUCUGUGCGCAGGUAAUUGUAAACUGAUCAGUCAGGUGUAUGUAAUCCCGUAUUUCAA